Stegodyphus dumicola is the source of this 1135-nucleotide messenger RNA. Its product is annotated as oplophorus-luciferin 2-monooxygenase non-catalytic subunit-like. The record is from RefSeq and is a predicted model, not a curated record. NCBI's taxonomy places the organism in Eukaryota, Metazoa, Arthropoda, Arachnida, Araneae, Eresidae. Gene Ontology annotation, molecular function: protein binding.
CAAAUGAAUGUAGAAAUGCCUGAGAAACUUCCGAAGACAUGGCCAGAAAAAACUCUGUUAAUAAUUAAAAGAGCGUCUUUCUGGAUGAUAUUUCUGGCGGCAUUAUGUGCCAUAGUUGCGGCAGAUGACAGUUGCCCAGCGCCAGAAGAACUGUCACCUUGCACUUGUGAUGGAGAAGGUUUGAACUGCAUGGGAGCUACGAGUUUGGCACAGAUAAAAAAAGCCUUCAGUUCAAAAUUCAAAUACGGAGGUGUUCGAUCAGUAUGGAUUCAAGGAACACCAAUAACUCGCAUUCCUGGUGACCUUUUUGGAGAAGUGAAGAGUCAACAGUUUUACAUUGAAGUAAAUAACAUUACUGAUAUUGACGUGAAUGCAUUCGUAGGUUCAAGAAAGGCAUUGCGCACACUAAGUUUCUUCGGAAAUAAGAUUGAAAACUUCAACUAUCGGGGUCUAAAGAUAUACGAAAACUUGAGCGUCUUGAAUUUGGGAAGGAACAAAAUCAAGUCCAUUCCAGAUAACGCAUUUGAAAGCAGAAGUCUGUAUGCCAUUAUCUUUGCCCAAAAUGAAAUAAGUUAUAUUGGUAAGAAUGCAUUCACUGGUUUAACAAGUUUGGGAAGGCUUGAGAUUGCUUUGAAUUCCCUGGUAACCCUUGGAGACAUGUCCUUUGCUUUCAAGACCCAUUCGGAAUCAUUGCAGAUCAACCUUUCUGCAAACAAAAUACAAGAAGUCGCCGCUUCAGCCUUCACUGGAGCAAGUCCAUAUGCUGUAUUUAUAUCCCAGAAUCAGCUAAAAUCUCUGGAUUACGCUGCUUUUGGAGGAUUGGUGACAAGAAUAGCCCAGAAAGGCGGAUUCCUUGAAGUUUCGGGUAACCCAUUAACCUGCCGUGGCUGUGAUUAUUCUUGGAUUGUUCUUAACAAAGCUCAGCUGGCUAGCAAGCUCGUGGGAUUCACAUGCCAAGAUGGAACACGUAUUGAGCGUCUGACAAAGAGUAGCAUCGGAUGCGACAACUAAAAAACUGAGUUGUAAUCAGCCAUUGCAGUGUAAAUAAAUGUUGAUGGAACUUUAAGUACUAAAAAUGGAUUUUUCAAUUCUUUAUGCAUUCAGUUUUAAAGAUAAAAGCUGAAGUUAUAGAGGU